AUGGCCACACCUCCAUGCGGCCAUUCGCACCUCCGAGAUGGAGUAGCGGCCCGGCAGGCGGUGGAGGAAGCCGAGGGCUGGGAGCUGUACGCCCGGGCCCGCCGUGCGCGACGGGGGAGGAGGAGGAAGCGGCGCGACGGGGAGGAGGCCAGGCGCCGCGCCGACGAGGAGCGGCACGAGGAGCAGCGGCGGCAGGAAUCUCGGCGCCGCGCGGAGGAGGAGCGGCGCCGUAAGGCCGGGCACCGCGCCGGCAGGAGAGGGAGCAGCGCCUCGGGGAGGAGGCGCCGCUCCGUGCGCCUCCGCUACCUCGGGGGAAGUAGAAGCGAAGUUAGGGAUACCUGGUGGUGGAACACUGAUGUCCAGAAGGCUAUUAAAGAGAAGAAAGAUUGUUUCAGACGCCUGUACCUGGAUAGGAGUGCAGACAACAUGGAGAAGUACAAGAUGGCAAAGAAGGCCGCAAAGCGAGCUGUGAGUGAAGCAAGGGGUCAGGCAUAUGAGGACCUUUACCAGCGGUUAGGCAUGAAGGAAGGCGAAAAGUACAUCUAUACGAUGGCCAAGAUCCGAGAGAGGAAGACGAGAGAUGUUGACCAAGUCAAAUGCAUCAAGGACGGAGCUGACCCGCUCCUCGUGAAGGACAAUGAGAUUAAACAUAGAUGGCGGGAGUACUUCAACGGGCUAUUUAAUGGGGAGACUGAGAGCUCUACCAUUGAACUGGACAACUCCUUUGAUGAUACCAGUAGGCGUUUUGUGCGGCGAAUCCAGGAGUCUGAGGUCAAGGAGGCAUUGAGAAGGAUGAAGGGAGGCAAGGCAAUGGGCCCUGAUUGUAUCCCCAUUGAGGUGUGGAGAGGCCUUGCAGACAUAGCGAUAGUAUGGCUAACUAAGCUCUUCACUCCAUUUUUCGGGCAAACAAGAUGCCAGAAGAAUGGAGAUGUAGUAUAUUAG
Messenger RNA from Lolium perenne, 942 nucleotides. NCBI's taxonomy places the organism in Eukaryota, Viridiplantae, Streptophyta, Magnoliopsida, Poales, Poaceae. The record is from RefSeq and is a predicted model, not a curated record.